CAAAGUUCCAUUAGCUGGAGUGGGGGUCUUCACCUGUGCACCAUGGUGUCUCUGAAAACAAAGUUCAACUCAAACCCAUCUAACAGAAUCUUACAGCUUGCUCAACAUAAAGAAUCUAAAUCGAUGUGGGUCACAACACCUGGGAGGAAGCUGACAUGGGGCAACCAGGAGCCCAUAUGGCCAGUGACCUUAGCAGCCUUAGAAGCCGUUCCAACACCAAGGCUUCAGGCUCUUGCACAACACAAGAAAGACUUCUUUGCUUUCCACCAAGAACAGCUAUGUAGGGAGGAGGAGGAAGACAGGAGGGUGAGGAAGAGCCAUCCUUUGUCUUGUGUAGCACAGUAUGAACAUGUCGUCCGCCUGGCCACCCCAAGGUCCCGGUCCAGGAGCUUCCAGGAAGUGAGCCCUCCUCACUCAGAGUGGUGUGAAUACAGUUGUCCUGUAUGGCACAUUAGCUUCAGUGCACUGAAUGCGGUCAUCUCUCCACGUCUUCUCCAGCUUGCCCAACCCAAAUCCACCCAUCCCAACUUCAGAAGCAACCGCCAGACAAUAGAAACGAAUGUCACAUAUGCGGCUAAAAAGGCUCAGCCAAGCCCCAGACUGGAGCAGCUGUGUCUGCCCAAACUAAGAGAGAGCAGCCUGUUCUAUCAGCAUGGGCCACCUGAGAGCCCCAUCCGGCCUGUGAGUGCACACAUGUGCAUGUAUCAAAGGAAGCAAGGAAGGCCACUGCUAGUGCUCGUGUGAGAGCACUAUCCAUGCCAAAGCUCCUUGCUAAAGACUACAUCCCUCCCCGAGACCAAGGCUGCCUCUGAGACAGAGAGAGAGGGGCUAUAUGCACAUACAUACAGCAUUGCUAGAGUGGUCACAGAACAGAGACCGAGGGGAAAAAAAGUGGUGGAUAUAAUAAAUGACUGCAGUAAGAAGUACAGACAAAGAAUAUUCUGAGUUCUUUUAUUUACCCUGUUCUGUCCAAUAGGUUUUCAUGCUCUUUCUCUCACUUUCUUUUUCUUCUCUUUUUCAAUCAUUUGUCUGUUUGAAGUGGAAGCAUUGCAUUAUUUUAAGAAGCCAGCUCCCUGGCAGUGUGUACGCUUUAACUCCUCAGCUCCCUGACAGUGUUUGCGC
Messenger RNA from Electrophorus electricus (electric eel), 1122 nucleotides. The record is from RefSeq and is a predicted model, not a curated record. NCBI's taxonomy places the organism in Eukaryota, Metazoa, Chordata, Actinopteri, Gymnotiformes, Gymnotidae.